UCUACAUAAACAGCUCGUCAACCACCUCGGUAGCUUGCUAGCCAACAUAGCCAAAAGAUUCAAGCUAUUUAUACGCUUUCGGUGUAUAUUACCUACUGUGUUUUAGCCACACUUCUGUCGUAUCAACUUGUUAACCUAUUUAAUUGAAUAUUACGUUAUUUUGUAUUAGUUAGCUAGAGUAGCUGUCUGGUUAAGUUAGCACUAGCCUUGUCGCUAAUGAUAGCUAGCUAGCUAACAUCCCCGAACAUGAGCCUCUCCCCUCCUGCUAAAGAAGAGGAAGUCUGCUGGAAGGAGAAAGAGGGUAUGUGGCAGAACAUUGUUGUGAAAGAGGAGGAAACUGAGGCUGUUACAUUGAAAGAAGAGGAGGAGGAUGCCGUUUUUGGUGUGAAAGAGGAGGAGGGGGAGAUUACUGUCACAUUGGAGGAAGAAGAGGAGGUUGGAGAUCUGUUUAACCCCAGAGAGAUACUUCACUAUCGUGGAUCCUCUGGGGAGCCUCAACAACCUCAUGAUGCUGACGAGGCAGAGAAGAGUCUUUGCAGAUCAGAACACCUCAUAAAACACCUGCAGAGAUCCACAGGGAGGAGAACUCACUGCAGCUCUGACUGUGGGAAGAGAUUCACCUCAUCAGGCAUUCAAAUUCAUCAGAGAACACACACAGGAGAUAAACAUUUUAGCUGUGAUCAAUGUGGGAAGAGUUUUGGUCGAUCUUGCCAUCUGAUUCAACACCAGAUAAUACACACAGGAGAGAAAUCUUAUAGCUGUGGUCAAUGUGGGAAGAGUUUUCUUCGAUCUGGAGAUCUGAAAGUGCACCAGAGAAUCCACACAGGAGAGAAACCUUAUAGCUGUGAUCAAUGUGGGAAGAGUUUUAGCCAAUCUGGAGGGCUGACUCAACACCAGAGAAUACACACAGGAGAGAAACCUUAUAGCUGUGGUCAAUGUGGGAAGAGUUUUGGUCGGUCUGGCCAUCUGACUCAACACAAGAGAACACACACAGGAGAGAAAUCUUAUCGCUGUGAUCUGUGUGACAAAAGAUACUCCGAUAAAAGAUCUCUGAUCAAACAUCAGAAAAUACAUACAUGAAGGAGUUGUUUCGUGAUAUCAAUGAAAUUGUCACAAUGUAGAAUGUUUUAACAUUGUAGAAGGAGUAUUUUAAUGAUGUCACAAUGUAGAAGACUAAACGUUUGCCUCGUUCAAUUGAUGUUAAUGUGAUAUGGCUAUUAAGCUCAGGGGGGAAAUCCAAACUCUGAAUGAAAAGAGUACUAUUUAUGUGAUUUAUGAAAAAGUGACUAACACAAAAAGAGCUGUGUUACACUUACCAUGUUGGUGACCCACUUGAAUCAAAAUGCAACACUUCAAAAUGUAGCGAGCUGUUUUCUACAAAUUGUCCUCUAACCAGUGAUGUACACAUUAUUCCCAGAUUACGUGUGGGUUUUGAGCUGUUAGUUUAAACAGGACGUGCAACCUCAUCUCCCUCCUCUUGGCACAAUUGAUUUCAAGAUGAUAUUGAUGAGUGAUGACAAAUGUUUUUUUUAUUUUUUAUUUCACCUUUAUUUAACCAGGUAGGCUAGUUGAGAACAAGUUCUCAUUUGCAACUGUGACCUGGCCAAGGUAAAGCAAAGCAGUGUGACACAGACAACAACACAAAGUUACACAUGGAGUAAGCAAUAAACAAGCCAAUAACACAAUAAACAAGUCAUUGACACAGUAGAAAAAAGAAAGUUUUAUAUACAGUGUGUGCAAAAGGCAUGAGGAGGUAGGCAAUAAAUAGGCCAUAGGUGCGAAUAAUUACAAUUUAGCAGAUUAACACUGGAGUGAUAAAUGAGCAGAUGAUGAUGUGCAAGUAGAGAUACUGGUGUGCAAAAGAGCAGAAAAGUAAAUCAAAUAAAAACAGUAUGGAGAUGAGGUAGGUGGAUUGGGUGGGCUAUUUACAGAUGGACUAUGUACAGCUGCACCGAUCGGUUAGCUGCUCAGAUAGCUGAUGUUUAAAGUUGGUGAGGGAAAUAAAAGUCUCCAACUUCAGCAAUUUUUGCAAUUCGCUCCAGUCACUGGCAGCAGAAAACUGGAAGGAAAGGCGGCCAAAUGAGGUGUUGGCUUUGAGGAUGAUCAGUGAGAUAUACCUGCUGGAACGUGUGCUACGAGUGGGUGUUGUUAUCGUGACCAGUGAACUGAGAUAAGGCGGAGCUUUACCUAGCAUAGACUUAUAGAUGACCUGGAGCUAGUGGGUCUGGUGAUGAAUAUGUAGCGAGGGCCAGCCGACUAGAGCAUACAAGUCGCAGUGGUGGGUGGUAUAAGGUGAUUUGGUAACAAAACGGAUGGCACUGUGAUAGACUGCAUUCAGUUUGCUGAGUCGAGUGUUGGAAGCUAUUUUGUAGAUGACAUCGUCGAGGAUCGGUAGGAUAGUCAGUUUUACUAGGGUGAGUUUGGUGGCGUGAGUGAAGGAGGCUUUGUUGGGAAAUAGAAAGCCAAUUCUAGAUUUGAUUUUCGAUUGGAGAUGUUUAAUAUGAGUCUGGAAGGAGAGUUUAUAGUCUAGCCAGACACCUAGGUAUUUAUAGUUGUCCACAUAUUCUAAGUCGGAACGUCCAGGGUGGUGAUGCGAGGCGGAUGCGGGCAGCGAACGGUUGAAAAGCAUGCAUUUGGUUUUACUAGCGUUUAAGAGCAGUUGGAGGCCACGGAAGGAGUGUUGUAUGGCAUUGAAGCUUGUUUGGAGGUUAGUUAGCACAGUGUCCAAGGAAGGGCCAGAAGUAUACAGAAUGGUGUCAUCUGCGUAGAGGUGGAUCAGGGAAUCGCCCGCAGCAAAAGCGACAUCAUUGAUGUAUACAGAGAAGGGAGUCGGCCCGAGGAUUGAACCCUAUGGCACCCCCAUAGAGACUGCCGGAGGUCCGGACAACAGGCCCUCUGAUUUAACACACCCACCUGUAGCACGCGCUCCAGCAGGUAUAUCUCUCUGGUCACCCCCAAAACCAAUUCCUCCUUUGGCCGCCUCUCCUUCCAGUUCUCUGCUGCCAAUGACUGGAACGAACUACAAAAAUCUCUGAAACCGGAAACACUUAUCUCCCUCACUAGCUUUAAGCACCAGCUGUCAGAGCAGCUCACAGAUUACUGCACAUGUACAUAGCCCAUCUAUAAGAUGAGAAAAAAGUGUUGUGUUGCGUUCCUUUGUUUAGCGACCCCUAUAUCUCCCAUUUCCAUGUAUUUUUUGUUGUUGUUAGUUUCAACAGCACAAACAUCCUGAUUUCCCCCCUAAUUGAUAUCACUGAUUUAUUGCUACUUGUCAAAACAACAGCGGUUUUGGUGCUUGUGUCCAUGGUGAGGACAACGUGGUUUCUGAUUGUCUCAAGGUUGGGCAGUCAAAAAGAUGUGUGUUUUGUGUUUAGCCAGUGCGUUCCAUGGAUCACAAAUUAUUUUUCAUUUCUGGUGCUUGUGCAGUUUAUAAGGUGCUUGUUUUAAAAAAUACAAGUAAUAUGAUUAUUGUGGCAGAUGUUCAUGUAUAUAGUACGUUUUACGUUUAGGUUUUCAAUUUAUCACAAACUGUUUCUGCAUUUGGACUAUUGAUUUGGACACGUUUAAACUGUGACAUUGGGGAUAUCCUACCUAGCAAAAUGUCGUUGAAAAUAAGACUAUGACAGACGUAUAAUAUAAGUUUGGUUUUAGUUGAAAGUUGAAAAGAAAACUAUUUAAUUUCAACGUACUUGCAGCUUAUACACAUGGACGCAGUAUAAUAAAUUGGUCUAUAAUCAAUUUUAUUAACAAUAAAAUCCUAAUAAAUUGAGUCAUAAAUAUAAAGUAUAUUUGUUGUCCUAAGGGGAAGGUGUUACAGACUUUGGUUUUGAGGUUGGACUUUAGCACAUCUAGCUCGUUAGCAUGUCUAGCUCAUUAGCUCGUUAGCACGUAGGACGCACUGAUUGGUGUCACCUCGUUAGUCAGUAUGUGUUACACCUGUGCUGGCUUGUCCAUCUCGUUAGUGGGAAGGUGUUUCACCUGAGCUGGUCCAGGUUCUAUUUAAGAGUGUCUGGCCCAGUGCUCCAGUUGUCUUGAUAGAUGUGGAGAUUCAACACCUUUAGUUGCUCCACCUUUUUGGUUUGCUUCCUGUCUUUAAGUUGGUUGUGGGUUUUUCUUUUGUUUGCCUCUUCUUGGCAGAUUUAGUGGGUCUCAUGGUGGGUGUCUUUUAGGUCCCAGUUGUUGUUACUAGUCAACUUUCAGUGGACACCCCCAUAGUGUCUUUCAGAGCCCCUCCUAAAAAACAAGCUUAUAUUUUGGGUUGGAUAUUGCAUCCAAUUAAAUUUUAAUCAAUGGAAUUUCCUUAGAAUGUUCAUUAGUCUUUCAGUUAGUCUUCUGUUUGAUGUGUACUAAAUAUUUCUGUUUAUUUUCUUCUUUUUUCUCUCCCUGUGAAGCCAUUCUGUUGAAUCCAUGUCUGAAAUGUGCUGUGUAAAUAAAGCUUGAUUUAAUUUCAA
Salvelinus fontinalis (brook trout) is the source of this 4451-nucleotide messenger RNA. Its product is annotated as zinc finger protein 436-like. Lineage: Eukaryota; Metazoa; Chordata; Actinopteri; Salmoniformes; Salmonidae. The transcript has 2 exons. The record is from RefSeq and is a predicted model, not a curated record. Bases 247 to 1080 code for a protein of 277 amino acids. Gene Ontology annotation, cellular component: nucleus.